Molecule: messenger RNA, 1755 nt
Organism: Lodderomyces theae
Lineage: Eukaryota; Fungi; Ascomycota; Pichiomycetes; Serinales; Debaryomycetaceae
Gene: TPO3
Product: spermine transporter
Exons: 1
Coding region: 1-1755 (584 amino acids)
Biological process (GO): transmembrane transport; spermine transport
Cellular component (GO): fungal-type vacuole membrane
Molecular function (GO): spermine transmembrane transporter activity
Source: RefSeq, a predicted model, not a curated record
AUGUCUUCAUCCUCAGAUAACAGAAGCAAGAUAAAUUCGUACCAUAGUGACGACGAUGAUGGUGCGUCCUCAGCUAAUACUAGUGAUGACUUUGUCGUACACAACUUACAAGAUGUCACUUCAAUACAAUCAGACAGGGAAAAGACAUUGGGACUAGCGCGAACAGAAACCAAAAAGGAUUUGGAACUCCUUGGAGUCACUAGUGCAAGACCACCCCCAUCAAUAACGGCUCCACCGGUUGAAGAUCCAAUUUUCCCAGAAGAGUAUGGGUUAGAAACAACAACAGGGUUGGUGAGAGCCAAAACUUUGGAAAGUUUGGGAAGAACAAAAUCCCACAAGAGCGAAAUUAAAGAUGACACUGAAUUUGUCACUUUUACCAUUGGCGACCGUGAAAACCCUCACAAUUGGCCCAUGGCCAUCAAAUGGCUCUACACUUUUUUGCUUUCCAUGUUGGUGAUAUGUGCAGCUUAUGGUUCUUCUUGUCUAUCGGGUGGAUUAUUCACAAUCAACGAUAAAUAUGGCGUGUCAACUGAAGUUUCAACAUUGACUGUGUCGCUAAUGGUGUUGGGUUUUUGUGUUGGUCCUCUUCUUUGGGCACCAUUGUCGGAGCAAAUUGGAAGAAGACCAGUUUAUUUCAUCAGUUUUGGACUUUAUACUGUGUUGAAUGUACCUUGUGCAUUGUCACCAAACAUUGGAGGAUUGUUAGCUUCUCGUUUCCUUUGUGGUGUGUGUGCAGCUAGCGCAUUGACUAAUGUUGGUGCUAGUUUGGUAGACAUGCACAACGAUACUCGUGGAAUUGCAAUUGCAUUUUUCAGUUUUUGUCCUUAUAGUGGUCCAGUUUUUGGAGGUCUUGUGAAUGGGUUCAUUAGUGUAGGUACAAACAGACUUGAUAUUAUGAUUUGGGUCAAUAUGGCUUUUGCUGGUGUCAUGUGGAUCAUUGUUUCACUUAUUCCAGAGACAUACGCUCCAGUCAUUUUGAAACAAAGAGCCAAGAGGUUGAGAAAAGAGACUGGAAACAUGAACAUCAUGACAGAACAAGAAGCCACGCCUUUGUCAUUCAAGGAGUUGGUCAACACAAACUUGCUUCUUCCAUUGAAAUUCACAAUCACUGAGCCUAUCUUGGAUUUGGUUUGUGGGUUUGUUGCCUUGAUUUACGCCUUGUUGUACGCCUUCUUUUUCGCCUACCCAUACAUCUUCAGCAAGUUGUACGGAUACAAGGACAACAAAAUCGGUCUUAUGUUUGUUCCAAUUUUGAUUGGGGCUGGACUUGCCUUGACAACAACACCAUACAUUGAAAAGAAGUAUAAGGAAUUGUGUAAAAGAAGGAAACCAGAACCAGAAGAUAGACUUAUUGGAGCCAUGAUCGGCGCACCAUUCCCUUGCAUUGCUUUAUUCAUCUUGGGUGCCACUUCAUACAAACACAUUAUCUGGGUUGGUCCUGCUUCAUCCGGUAUUGCAUUUGGUUAUGGAAUGGUUUUGAUUUACUACUCGUUGAACAACUACAUCAUUGACACAUACGCAAAGUAUGCCGCUUCUGCAUUGGCAACAAAAGUGUUUCUCAGAUCAGCUGGUGGUGCUGCUUUCCCAUUGUUUAUCACUUACAUGUAUGAAGGAUUAGGAUUGCAGUGGGCUAGUUGGUUGUUGGCAUUUGUUUGUUUGGCCAUGAUCUUGGUUCCAUUUGGUUUUUACAAAUAUGGAGGUAGGUUGAGACAGAAGUGGUGUAAAGAAGAUUACACCGUGCAUUAUGAUGAAUAG